Molecule: messenger RNA, 1043 nt
Organism: Homalodisca vitripennis (glassy-winged sharpshooter)
Lineage: Eukaryota; Metazoa; Arthropoda; Insecta; Hemiptera; Cicadellidae
Product: collagen alpha-1(II) chain-like
Exons: 7
Cellular component (GO): basement membrane
Source: RefSeq, a predicted model, not a curated record
GAAGACAAGGUGAAAGAGGACCUCCAGGUCCGUUGGGGUCUCAAGGACCUCCCGGAGAACCGGCUGAGAGAGGGGAUCCAGGACAACCGGGGCCGCCGGGAGAAGUAGGUGCGACGGGCAACCCAGGAGAGAGAGGUCCCGUUGGACCCCAAGGCCUUCAAGGGUUCCCAGGGCCGCAGGGGUUGGUAGGACUACCAGGGGUCAAGGGCGAAAGAGGACUCACCGGGCUGAAAGGAGAGCAAGGCAACCCAGGGCCUUCAGGGAGUCCUGGGGAGCAGGGUCCACCAGGGCUUGUGGGAUUGACCGGAGCUAAGGGAGCGAGAGGAGAGGCGGGGUCUCGGGGGGACCAGGGACUGAUGGGCCCACCUGGACGACCGGGCGAGCCGGGACAAGCGGGUCAAUCAGGACCAACAGGACCUCCGGGGCCAGCAGGGGUUCCUGGCAUCAAGGGAAUCCCAGGAGACUCCGGUCGACCUGGCAAUCCGGGGCCAAUGGGGCAACCGGGACCUCAGGGGUUGGACGGGAUCAAGGGAGAGCGAGGAGGCGAGGGCCCUCCUGGAGGACCAGGGCCCGCAGGACCUCAGGGUUCUCCCGGACCUCCCGGUCUCAGUGGCCAACGGGGAGCUCCGGGAGAAACAGGACCUGCUGGUAAACCUGGGUCGGAUGGAGCUCCAGGACCACAGGGUGUUCAGGGCAACCCAGGACCUCCAGGACCUCUCGGCGAACAAGGUCCUGAAGGUCCCAGUGGGAAGAUGGGACCCCCAGGGAUAUCAGGUCGGCCUGGAGACAAGGGUCCUGUAGGAAUUCCUGGCAAUCCUGGAGCACCUGGAGCACCUGGCCUUAUGUCUAGGCCAAGUGGAUACGCUCAGGAAGGUACAGUAGCGGAGGCAGUCCCUGUUCCUGGGCCAAGGGGAGACACAGGUUCGCCGGGAGACAGAGGACAACCAGGGGAUAUCGGUCCUCCAGGAAGCCCCGGCAAUCCUGGGAUACCGGGCAAUCCCGGGCCUCCAGGACCCGUACCUGGCGUAAGUAAUCAUAUUUGA